Lytechinus pictus (painted urchin) is the source of this 1366-nucleotide messenger RNA. RefSeq lists its product as uncharacterized. Bases 146 to 733 code for a protein of 195 amino acids. The transcript has 8 exons. NCBI's taxonomy places the organism in Eukaryota, Metazoa, Echinodermata, Echinoidea, Temnopleuroida, Toxopneustidae. The record is from RefSeq and is a predicted model, not a curated record.
GAGCCUACAGUCAGUAUAACAAUGGCUGACAUUGGGAAGCUGCGAUACCCACCGCGAUGAUCUAAUUGUAAAACUUUCAUUCUCUUUCGAGGUAUGCUCAAUCAUUUUAGCAGGCAUAUAGGAUCAUCACAUCAGACUGGUUACCAUGGCAAUCAUCAAACAAUGUUGCUGUUGCAGCGUAAGGAGAGGAUCUAUAAUCACUGGCAUCUACGGAAUCCUCUACUCUAUCAUCAUAAUAGCACAUACAGCCCUGCUGUUUAAGGCUUAUUCUGUAUGGGAUCUCAGAGGCAAAAUCGAACCUCAUUUUGUCGUCAAGCAAUUUUACAAGAUCGGAGAUAUAAUCAGUGAAAUUGAAGACCAGGAUCGAACUGAAUUUUAUGGCAGGAUAUUUGCUUUGCUGUUUUUCGUUAUAUACCUAAUCGUUUCCAUCAUGUUGGUGUUUGCAGCAUGUAGGCGCUACCGAUUUCUAGUUCUUCCUUUCUUAAUUGUGCUAUGCUGCCUGGUUGUUUUACAUUUCAUCACAAUUGUAGAGGUGUUUGGAGCGAUGCUCCAGAUGUCCAUAAUGGGAAUCUCUCUUGUUUUGCCUCUGGCAUUUCACAUCACAUCUACACUCGUUGAUUUAUCAUGCGUUUUAUGCGUCGUUUCUUUGUUUCAACAAAUUCAACAACAACGGAGAGAAGAUGAGAGAGGACCUCGGCCACCAUCAAGAUCUAGAUCAAGAAGACCUACAUAAAAAUACCAUCUAACAAUAUGAUGUCACACAAUUAAGUCACUAUAAGAUUCCUUUAUAAAAAAAUUGAACUUCAUUGCAUUAAUAUGGCCUAUUUUUAUUUCACAAUUUGUAUACCAUUUUAUUGAUUUGACAUUUAUAUGCACACCAUUUUUUAUCAUUUAUUUAAUCAUUUCAUUCAUUUUAUUCAUUUGUUUAUGGGGGGGGGGGUCAUCAACUGAGACUUAAGUUAGAAAGUCAUAAUCAGAUAUUUCGUUCAAUACAUAAUAGAAAGCAUUAUAGUAGUGAUGUAUGAGUACGCUCAUGAGUAUGAAUUGUAGUGAAUACUGAGAUAAGAUAACUUAUGUUCAAUGUCAUAGCAUGGAUAUGCAGUGUGAAAAAAAAACCCAGAAAAUCACAUUCUUUUUAAGAUUAGUAUUUACCAUUGUUUUCUAAUGGAAAACAAACUUUGUCUUGAAGAUCCGGAAUAACGAUGCUGUUCAGUUAUGCACAUGAAUCGUAAAUCAGAUUUUUUUAACCUUUCAGUUUCGUAGUGUUUUCUCAAGUUACUACCUUUUAAUCCCUUCUUUUUAACUUAUAGUUAUAAUUGUCGUAUAUAAAACUUGUAUUGUUGCAAAUAAAGAACUUGUUCAAACC